AUGGGUGGUUCACCUCCUUGCGGGGACUCGGUAAGAGCAGUUAAAGAUUACAGGCGACAAGCCAUCACCGCCCCAAAGUGGCCUUCGCAAGUCGAAGCAGACCAUCAAAUCUCUUUCUUGGCGGCCGACACUCACGGUAUCAGCAUGCCGCAUAACGACCCACUCCUAAUCGAUAUCGGAAUUGGCGAAUGCCAGGUCAUGAAGGUUCUCGGCGACACAGGCAGCUCAGUCGACCUUAUCUUUUGGGACACGCUCGAAAAGAUGGGAGUCGACCUGCGAGACAUGAAGCCCUGCUCACGCACUCUCACGGGAUUCAAUGGCUUCUCGGAACAGAUGAUUGGGACAAUUCGUCUCCCAGUUUACGCAGGUGAUGUGACCCGCACUGUUAAGUUCUCUGUUAUCCGGGCUAGGGCGCCCUACAACGCAAUCCUUGGAACGCCUUGGUUACACUCCAUGAAAGCCAUUCCCUCCACAUAUCACCAAUGCGUUAAGUUCCAUGGGAAUGAUGGAACGACGCAGAUGAUUCGUGGGGACCAACGGGCCGCGAGAGAGCUACUUAUCGCCGCGGUCAAGCUACAACAAUCGCCUUCUCUCGUCACCGCAGUCACCAAACCAAUACAUAAGAUCUCCCCUCAGAAGGAAGAAAUCCACGAGGUUCCCAUCGAUGGAGCUGACCCAUCGAAGGUCGUGCGCUUUGGCGCUUAUCUCUCCGACGAUCUGCAGACAUUAAUCAUUUCUUUCCGCAAAGAGAAUGCCUCAACCUUUGCAUGGGUAACUUCUGAUAUGAAGGGUAUAGACCCCACAAUAACAUCUCACGAAUUAAACGUCGAUCCGACGUUCAAGCCUAUUCGACAGAAGAGGCAGAAGCUCGGAUCCGAACGGUCCAAAGCAGUAAAUGAGGAAAUUGACAGGUUACUUGACGCAGGUUUCAUCGCCGAAGUACGAUACCCGGAGUGGCUAGUAAACCCCGUCGUCGUUAAAAAGAAAAACGGGAAAUGGCGCAUUUGUGUUGACUUCACGGAUUUGAACAAAGCAUGUCCAAAAGACAGUUACACUCUCCCGCAUAUCGACCGUUUGGUGGAGUCAACUGCCGGUAACGAGCUCCUAACAUUUAUGGACGCUUUUUCCGGAUACAAUCAAAUCAUGAUGCAUACGGGCGAUCGCGAGAAAAUGGCGUUCAUAACGGACAGAGGGACGUAUUGCUACAAGGUCAUGCCUUUCGGCCUAAAGAACCUAGGAGCGACUUACCAGCGUCUGGUCAAUAGAAUGUUGCCGACAAACUUGGCAACACUAUUGAAGUUUACAUUUAUGAUAUGCUGGUCAAAUCACUUCGCGCCAAGGACCAUCUCAACCAUUUACGAGACUGCUUCAAAACGCUGA
This is a messenger RNA of Brassica oleracea var. oleracea, 1380 nucleotides long. RefSeq lists its product as uncharacterized. The transcript has a single exon. The record is from RefSeq and is a predicted model, not a curated record. NCBI's taxonomy places the organism in Eukaryota, Viridiplantae, Streptophyta, Magnoliopsida, Brassicales, Brassicaceae. The coding region runs from base 1 to 1380 and encodes 459 amino acids.